Messenger RNA from Onychostoma macrolepis, 5139 nucleotides. RefSeq names its product gastrula zinc finger protein XlCGF26.1-like. The record is from RefSeq and is a predicted model, not a curated record. The transcript has 3 exons. Lineage: Eukaryota; Metazoa; Chordata; Actinopteri; Cypriniformes; Cyprinidae. Bases 144 to 725 code for a protein of 193 amino acids.
CUUGAAGUGAAGUGAAGUGAAGCAGAACAAGUGUCUGAAGUUGGAGAUGCUCGUUACUGACACAGUUUCAGAGAAUAUUCCUUCGAACAGCAACACUGCAAUCAAUUUGUUUCUGUGUCUCUUGGUGUCCUGACUGCAUCGAUAUGAAGCCUGUGAUCAAAACAAGAGAGAAUACUGAGCAUUUAUCGAAGUCUCCUGUUAAAAAAUUCAGAUGCAAGCUGUGCGGCAAGGAGUUCGGUCGCAACACACAUCUGAUGCAUCACGUGCGAAUACACACAGGCGAGGCGCCGUUCAUCUGCGAUCUCUGCGGGAGGGGUUUCCGUUGUGCAGACUGGCUGAAAAUGCACAGUACCGUACACACUGGAGAGAAACGAAAGAACUUGAAGAACCACGUUUGCGGUGAGUGUGGGAAGAAGUUUCCUGGCUCCACCUCGCUCCAGAGUCAUCUGUAUAAACACAGAGGCGAGAGGCCGUUCGCCUGCGCGCACUGCGACAAGAAGUUCUUCAGCCAGACCAAUCUGAAUCGCCACCACAAGGAUUCUCACUCUGGAAAACGCUUCUGCUGCUCCGUUUGUGGAAGCGGAUUCUCGCGCCUCACGACGCUGCAGAAACACUCGCGGAUUCACACGGGAGAGAGACCGUUCUCCUGUCCAGACUGUGCAAAGACUUUCCCAUAUAAAUACACCUUGAAUAUGCAUCUUAAACUGCACGCAGCCAAAAAAUAAUGCGAUUAACAUUUAUGGUUUAUUUUGUUUAUUCUUAUUUGUUUUUCAAUCUCAUUGACGAUGCACGUGACUUAACAUUCCUUUAUUACUAGUUUUUCCCCCUUCAGUUGCAUAUCAGAGCUGGGUAGAUUACUUACAAAUUGUAAUCCGUUACUGAUUCCAGAUUACAUGACAAAAACUGUAGUCAGUCACGUAAUCCGUUACAUUACACAUUUUAGGUAACAUAAUCAGAUUACUUUUAGAUUACUUUUGAUUUAAAUAGAAUUAUCUUGUACCAUAAUGAUGUAAAAAAAAUGCAAAGAUUAAGAAAACUUGUUCCAUUCAUUGUAAUUUACAAUAUGAAGUGCAUUAAACAUUAUAUUAUAUCAAGGUUUCCCAAACUAGGGUUCGUAAAGGAACUGCAGGGGGUUGUGAGUUUAAUGAAAAGCUGACAAUUAAAUUAUAAAAAAAAUUUAAUGAAAAUACAUCGUUUUAAAACAAACUCCGGGCAGCUCGUACAAGACCUGUCUUAAUGAAUGGGGAAUCCUGAAAUCUCAAAUACUGCUCUCUGAACUCAAAAUUAAAUUACAUAUGUCAAAUCAGCAACAAAAGUUGAAAUGACCCAUGAAUGUUGUUUCUUACACUCAAAUAGAGUUUAAAAAGCUUAUUUUUCAGGCUAGACCAGGCAAUGUGCAUGCGGAGUCAUAACGUGCUUUUGACUGCGCAUGUGCAUUGGCUGGUCUAGUCAGGUUUCUAUGGGAAAUUUGGCUCUUUCAUUUAGAAGGUGGGACUAUUCCUUCAUAUUGCACGUUGCAGUUUCUCCCAUUCAUAAGUAUAGGAGUGAACACUCUUUGCAUUUCUAUAGUCUUUGUUUUAAAUAAAACACUUACUACAAAAAGAUGAAAUAUUUGUAUUUACCUGCAUGCAAUGUGAUCAUUAAUUAACAUCAAAGAAACCGUAAGCAUGCAAAUGUGUUACUUAAUUAUUGAAAUAUUUAUUUUAAAAUCUAAGGGGUACUUAAAUGCAAAUAUAUUUGGUGAAUAAGGUUUAGAUGACAAAAAGUUUUGAAAUGCUUGCAUUACAUGUAACAUGUAACAUUACAUGUGCAUUUUAAUAAGUUAUAAUUAAUAAUACAUGGUUAAAAAACCUACAGAGUAAUAAUUCAAAUAAAAAUGAAUGUCUUCAUCAGUUGCCUAGUUGAUGCAACCCUUUUUAAACCUGAAAUAAUUUUUGUAAAUCCAGUGUUCAAAUGUUGCCACCUGACUAAUGACUGAUCUUUGUGUGAAUGUCCACAAAACUGGACUAUAUACACACAUAUAUAAUAUGUAUAGCCUAUAAUCGGUAGGCUAUUUUAGAAAGGAAAAUUUAAUAGAUGAAAAAGAGAAAUUAGGGAGAAUCAAUGAUUUAUGAAUGAUUUAUUGCUAUUGUUUGAAUAAUAUGUAAUCAUGUAAUCCAUAAAAAAGUAACUGUAGUCUGAUUACGAGUAUUUUAAAUGUAACUUACUCUGAUUACAAGUACUUAAUUUUUGGAAUCUGAUUACAUAAUCCAGAUUACAUGUAGUCAGUUACUACCCAGCUCUGCAUAUAUGAAAUCCAAAUAAAUCAUGCUUAAACUUUUCUAAAAUAAAAUUGUAGGCUAAGUAUAGGCCUUUUCCAUGAAUUUGUUUGAACUUUUGAUGUGUUGUUUUCUUACAUUAUUUUCCUCGCAGGCUUCUUUCAAGGGUGUAACCUACGUUUGAUUUUGGCAUUGGUGGUGUCAUAAAGGCAAACAACAGACAUAUAAUUGUUUGAUAAAAAUUAUAGGGACAAUGUAGCAGUCGCUGGAUAUGGGUGAAGUCAGCUAAAAUGGGCCACGUUUUGGUAAAUUACUUAUAAUACCAUCAAAUAAGCUAUGCAUGAGAUCUAAUGAUAUUCUUAUAAAUUAGCAUGGGUCUAUAUUUAUAUUUUUUAAAUGUGAAAAAGUAUAAAAGUUUUAAAAUUAUGAGAGUUAGAGUAUCAGCAGGUACCUUCUUGAGCCACGGCACAACGUUCAAGUAAAAUGGGCCAAUAUAAAAAGAGAACAACACGGGUAAUUUCAGCUUAAAUCAUUUUAUUUUUAACAGUAAAUUUACACUAUUGUCUUUUGUGUGCCAUAGCAAAUAGAAAGCUGAAUGAAUAUUUAAUUAAACAGUGCAAUUAAAAAUGAACUGAUCAUGUUGUAUAGGUGUGUGUUUCUGUGCAUUGGUGUCUUUCGGGUGCAUGUAUGUGUGUGUAUGCUUGUAUUUAUUUAUUUUUUUACUUAAGAUUUUGUAUGGAUACAUAUCUACAGUAGGCCUAUAAACUUAUGUUCACCCUCAAUUUCUGUGUAUGCAACCCGUUUUACUGACAUCUUCCUUUCUUUCCCUUUCUCUUCUUGUCUUUCCGUUUCCUUUCUUUGCUUGUCCUCCUACAAUACUGUCUGCAAUGCAAUUUUUUUAAAAGACUGUUAAGAUUUUGUAUGGAUACAUAUCUAGGCCUAUAAGCCUAUUUUCACCCUCAAUUUCUGUCUAAAAGUGUGUGUGUGUGUGUGUGUGUGUGUGUGUGUAUGCAGCCCAUUUUAGCUGAAAAUUGUUGCCCAUUUUACCUCACCAGCUAUUUAAAAUGACCUUUUUCACAAAGUUUUUUUUUUUUUUUUUAUAAAUGAAAUUUUUUUUAAUUUGAAAGAGCAUGUCAAAACAUUGUUCAUAAACCUUUGCUUUGUUAGUAAGCUUACUUAUAAUUGCUUUAGUACCCUUAUUAGUGAUUAAUGACAUUUUCUAUGUCAGGCUCAAUUACCUUACAAUUUCUCUGACAAGCUUCAUGUAACACUCUGCCCUGCCCGCCUUAAAAAACUCAGACCAAUAAAAAUGAUUGUUACAUGUCAACAAGUGUUGAAGCAACAAUGCAAGAUCAGUUAUUGUAAUUUUCUGUAAAAAAUUAAAGAGAUCUGUUGCUACAACCUUAUUUGGCCCAUUUUACCUGAUAGCUAAUUUCACACACUUAGCUGACUUCAUCCUAUAGCGUCCCCACUAAAUUCUAUACCCUUGAAAAUCAUAACAAGCGAUGUCCGACUUUGGAUUAUAUAGUUUUGCUACACUAACUAUAGUUUAAUCAUGGUAUUUGUAGUAAAAAUGUGGUUAUACAAAAAAAUUAAAUAAAGUAAAAAAUCAUGGUUACUACAUUUUUCCUAUUAUAAAACUGUGGUUCAUUUUCUUAAGGGAUUUCUUUAGGCUAUUUGUGUCAGGUGCAUGCGCCCGAUAAAACAUCUAUAAAAUGCAUGAGUAAAAAAUUAUUGAAUGCUAUGGAAAAUUCUUGCAACACAUCCAUUUUUUACUUUAAGAUAGGAUGAAAAAACAACAAUUGGGAAAGUUAGUUUCCUGAGUUUCAUGCUUUGUAAUCAGCCACAAAGAGGUUUCAGCAGAGCCAGGCGUUUACACCCUUGUUUACACCCUCGAGCAGAGACUGGAAAAAGACACCCACAUAAGUGACAAAAGAAGGACAUCCUUCUUAUUAAGCAUGAGUUACAAAGACUGGAAGACUGGAUCAACAGAAAGAUUGAAUCAUAGAGGAGGAAUUUAUGAUGGUGUUAGAAAUCCCCAACAAGCCUGCUGAAAAAACAAUAGAAACCUGCCCAAAACACAAUGUCUACUGGUAUGUGAUGGAUUCUAUUGGUGGGAUGUUAAAUCCUAUUGGAAAAAUGCCCAAAACACACUACAAAAAGGAAUUUUGUAAUGGUUUUACUGGAAAAAGCUAAUGGUUUAUGAUGGUAUUUUAAUGGAAACCCUUAGAAUUUCUGUGAUGGUUUCUAUUGGGCUUCUAUUGUUUUUUUUUAGCAGGGAAGUAGCCUAUUAAAGUCUGAGGAUUAAAGCAAUCUCCGAUAUUGCUGUUUAGAGAUUGAUAAUAGAGGUUUACAUUAACUGCUUUGUAUCGAAACCAAUAAAAUAAGUGAUUUUAUUGUUACAAUUGUCUCCUUUGAGACUUACUUAUAACCACAAACUGAGCCUAAAAAAGAACAACCACAAGGAAGUCUUAUAUGUCAUUCCUGAAGGAUGGGCAAAGCAAGGACAUCACUGGCAGAUAACUUAGUGAAACAAUGCUCUCAUGGUAUGAGACUUGAUGUUUCAAGUGUAACUGCUUUCAAGGUUAACAGGCCUUGGGAGAGUCUAAGGGAGUCAUAGAAAACAGGUUUAUCAAUAGCAUGACUUCAUUUUAGGUCAUUAUUAUGGGAUUCUGAGGAAGACUAAGGUGGAUGAGGAUGAACCAGCAGUGUACAUUUUUGGUAAACGUAGGAGGGCUCAUGAUGGAAGGAAAGUGGAAUGACAGCAUCUCAUUAUUUUAUCGCCCCUCCCACUGUUGCGUCAGACCGCUGACGCUAUGCGCAGUGACCACGCCCCCUGCGUGAGAUCUUUCCUCUGAAGUGUCAGCCGCCAAGUGACCAU